UAGUGACAUUAUAAAGCAAGAGGAAAGCGGAUGAACCCUGCUCCGAGGAGAGCUACCGCGAUCGAAUCCUCUGUAGAUUCUUUGCCGAAGGAAAAGAAGAAAGAGCAAAAUCGGAACCCUAAGUUCUCCUCGAUUGCUCAAGCUUCCAGUGACUCUCCAUGGAAAGGCAAUCAAACUGCAGUCCUUGUUCAUCCAAUGAAAAUGCAGUAUUAGAUGUGAAACCAUUACGGUCCCUAGCUCCGAUGUUUCCUGCACCACUGGGGUUGAACACGUUCACCCAGUCGACUGCCCCUCCUUUUGUUUGUGUCGCCCCUGUUGGUCCAUUCCCAUCUGGUUUCGAGUCUGGGUGCCCUUCUGGGUUCUCUCCAGCGUUUACCUCUUUUGCCACUUCAGAUGCCCCUCACCGGGGGUCAGUGGGCCCUGUUCCUGGAGCUGCUAACGUUGGAGCUGCUGAUGUUGAAAUGCCCAAUGCUAAUGGCUGUAUUCGGGCCACUCCACUCUCUUCUACCUUUCGGACGCCACCAACAAAUGUCAUCCCAGUGGACGAUGAUGAAGAACCUACUUACAGUGGUCACACAUCAGCAUCUGGAAGGAGGAUUAAGAGACCUGCACACUUAAGUAGCUAUCGUUCGGUUGGUUCUGAUACAGAGGGCAUUGAUGGGUUGAAGGUCAAAAAGGUGCGCCCUAGAAAGGUUUUCGACAGUGAGCUAGCUUUGGUGCCAUCUUCGUUGCAUGACAUCAAGCGAUCAGUAGAGACGAUCCUCGUGACUUUUGAUGCACUCCGGCGGAGGCUUCUGCAGGUGGAUGAGGCAAAUGAUAUAAACAGGCGGGCGGAUUUAAAAGCUGGGGCCAUCAUGAUGGCUAAUAAUCUCAGGGCUAAUUUAGGGAAGAGGAUAGGACCUGUUUCAGGGGUUGAAAUUGGGGAUAUUUUCUAUUUUAGGAUGGAAAUGUGUGUGGUUGGGUUGCAUGCCCCUAGCAUGGCUGGUAUUGAUUACAUGAAUGCAAGGUUUGGUGAACAGGAUGAUACUGUGGCCAUGAGUAUUGUUUCGGCUGGGGGUUAUGAAAAUGAAGAAGAUGAUGUGGAUGUUUUGGUUUAUACUGGCCAGGGAGGCAGUAGCAAAAACAGCAAGAAUCAAAUGGAUGACCAGAAGCUUGAAAGAGGUAACCUCGCUCUGGAGAGAAGCAAGGAUCGGAAGAAUGAGAUUAGGGUGAUAAGGAGUGCAAAAGAUUUCAGCGUGCAGAAUGGCAAGAUUUACAUCUAUGAUGGCCUCUACAAGAUUCAGAAGUCCUGGAUAGACAAAAGUAAGUCUGGCUUUAAUGUUUUCAAGUACCAGCUGCUAAGAGAACCGGGGCAGCGUGAUGGACUUGCGGUGUGGAAACGGACUCAGAAAUGGAAAGAGAAUCCAGCAUCUAGAGAAAGAGUUAUACUCCCUGACAUAUCAUCUGGUAUUGAAAAUCUUCCUGUUUGCCUUGUUAAUGAUGUUGAUGGUGAGAAGGGACCCGGCCAUUUCACGUAUGUCACAAAAGUCAUGUAUUUGAGACCUAUUAGCUCAAUGAAACGUUUAGGGGGCUGUGCAUGCCUUAGUGUGUGCCUUCCUGGUGAUACCAAUUGCUCUUGUGCUCAACAAAAUAGUGGUGACCUUCCAUAUAGUUCAACCGGCUUCCUUGUGAGCCGCAAGCCUGUAAUAUAUGAAUGUGGUUCUUCCUGUCAGUGCUCUAUUAAUUGCCGGAAUAGAGUUACUCAGAAGGGUAUUAGGCUCCACUUUGAAGUUUUCAGAACGAGGGACAGGGGUUGGGGUCUUCGUUCUUGGGAUCCUAUUCGGGCAGGUACAUUUAUUUGUGAAUAUACAGGCGAAGUUGUUGAUGAAAUCAGAUUGGAUGAUGAUGGUGAAGAAGAUGAAUACAUAUUUCAAACAACAGGUGCCGGAGAGAAAACAUUCAAAUGGAACUAUGAACCUGAGUUGCUUGGAGAACCAAGAACAAAUGACUUAAGUGAGACUUUUGAGCCGCUACCUAUUAUCAUAAGUGCAAGGAAUAUGGGCAACAUUUCCCGUUUUAUGAACCAUAGCUGCUCCCCUAAUGUCUUUUGGCAGCCCGUUCAACAUGAUCAUGCUGAUGAAGGAUACCCACAUAUCAUGUUUUUUGCAAUCAAGCACAUUCCUCCCUUGACAGAAUUGACGUAUGAUUAUGGCCAGGGUGAAGUUGAAUCUGGUGGCAUGGGGCCCCGUAGAGCUAAGAAGUGUUUAUGUGGAUCGCCAAAGUGUCGAGGCUUUUUCCGCUAAAUCUUAAGCAAGAUAUGCAUGGGGUAAAUAAAAUAAUAACCCAUAUCUCAAGUUUCCCUUCCUGCUUGUAAUUUAAAUUUCAAAGGAUGACAUUGGUACGGCGUGUGGCAAUGUCAUGUCACUGUUUGUCGGUCAACUGUCGCGGAGAGCGCUUUAGUAACGGAAUGAACAGCGCUGACUCAUGCAGGUGAUGUGGUGGCUCUCGUAUAGGAGAAGUGCAGAGGAACCAUCAGGAUCCAUCCGAGCUAAAACGUGGGAAGCCAUCAACUUUUGUAACUUAGAUAAUGUAAUUCUGCUGUUAAUUGCAUACUUCUCUUAAUUCUUACAUGUUUUGUACAAGUUUUACAUGGUCAGAAAUUUCUUGUUGUAUGUUUUGGUAAUUUAGUUUAUUGUAGUUUUGGGGAUUGUGUUUCAA
Molecule: messenger RNA, 2697 nt
Organism: Elaeis guineensis (African oil palm)
Lineage: Eukaryota; Viridiplantae; Streptophyta; Magnoliopsida; Arecales; Arecaceae
Product: histone-lysine N-methyltransferase, H3 lysine-9 specific SUVH1
Cellular component (GO): nucleus
Molecular function (GO): histone methyltransferase activity; zinc ion binding; double-stranded DNA binding
Source: RefSeq, a predicted model, not a curated record